AGACAACUCAAAAGAAACGUGACCCGACACAUUACAGAUCUAGAAGAUUGGGCAACAUGGAUCCGUGACUCAGAAUGCUUUUGCUUUGUUACACACAGAUUGCUGAAUCCCUUUGUACAAAAUUUUCAGAAUGGAUGAGAAAUGGUGGAGUGUUGAAACAGUGGCGGUGGUUACAGGAGGCAAUAGGGGAAUAGGCUUAGAGAUUGUUCGCCAGCUGGCGUGCAAGGGCAUGACUGUUGUGCUUACGUGUCGCAACGAGAAGAAUGGGUUGGCUGCCAUGAAAGAUCUGGGUGAAGCAGGACUUGAUAAUGUUCAUUUUCACAUAUUAGAUGUGCAGAGCUCCCAAAGUAUUUCAGAUCUGGCAAAAUGGUUGAAAACCAUGUUUGGGGGAUUAGAUAUUUUGAUAAAUAAUGCAGCAGUGUUGGGGCAAGGCAUGAACUGGGAAGUGAUGGACAAAACUGGAGUGGAUAUGCGCAAAGUACUGUUCUAUGGAACAUCAAAUGAAACUUCUGUGUAUGAUCAUGAAAGUGUAACAAAAUGUAUUGAUAUAAAUUAUUAUGGUACAAAAAGAGUUGUGAAAGGGUUGCUAUCAUUAUUAAGAGAAUCGUCUGGCCGGCCACGAAUCGUUAAUGUCUCCUCUUUACAUGGGCUUCUCAAGAUGAUGCCAAAUCGAGUUCUACAAAAACAACUUUCUGACAUGGAUAUUGUUAGUGAGGAAUUUCUGGAUUCCAUUUUAAGCCAGUUUUUAGACGAUGUCAAGCAAAAGAAAAGCUUGGAAGAGAAAGGAUGGCCAGCCCCAUUUUCUGCAUACAAAAUGUCAAAGAUUUGUGUGAACGCAUACACACGUCUAUUAGCCCGUGAGCUUUGUGAUAAGGCUUACGUAAAUUGCAUUCGUCCUGGAUACGUUAGAACUGGAAUGACAUAUGGUACGGGAGACUUAUCACCAAGCGAAGGUGCUGAAAAUGUUGUCAAAUUAGCUUUGUUUCCUCUUGGUGGACCUUCUGGUAAAUUCUUCAAUGAAAAGGAGAUCAGUGACUUCUGAAUGGAUUUCUUUCUUAUUCUGAAAUAAAUUUUCUCCUAAACGAGACACUUCCCAUAUUCUAUAUGAGUCUUCGUAUAUGUUUCUGUUUAUUCAUCAUUAAAUACAAUUUUUGUUGGUUACUAACAAA
Messenger RNA from Cryptomeria japonica (Japanese cedar), 1169 nucleotides. Its product is annotated as (+)-neomenthol dehydrogenase. Lineage: Eukaryota; Viridiplantae; Streptophyta; Pinopsida; Cupressales; Cupressaceae. Bases 131 to 1042 code for a protein of 303 amino acids. The record is from RefSeq and is a predicted model, not a curated record. The transcript is spliced from 5 exons. Gene Ontology annotation, cellular component: membrane.